Messenger RNA from Macadamia integrifolia, 1707 nucleotides. RefSeq names its product putative F-box protein At3g25750. The transcript has a single exon. Bases 79 to 1470 code for a protein of 463 amino acids. The record is from RefSeq and is a predicted model, not a curated record. NCBI's taxonomy places the organism in Eukaryota, Viridiplantae, Streptophyta, Magnoliopsida, Proteales, Proteaceae. Gene Ontology annotation, molecular function: protein binding.
CAAGGAACUCGUGAAAUCCAAGUAAAACCCUACUUAUAGUUGAGAAAGGAACUAGAAAAUUACCCUUUAUAAAAGGGGAUGCCUGAAGCGGAGACGGAGUACAUUAUCCAUUUACUGAAGAUCGAUCGAUCGAUCGCUAGCUACAGCCUACAGGUACCCAAAUCUAUCUUUUCUUCCCCUUCCAUUCAACUCAAUAGGUUUUCUCUGUUUGUUUGUAGUCUGGUGUGUUGUGUGUGCAUAUUAAUGGAGGAUUUUAAUAGUAUUAUUGUUGCUCCUAGAUGCUCAACUGUAUACGGUAACAGUAGAAAACGGUUGAAGAAGACUUCCAUCGAGGAACUUCCAAUAGAUAUCAUGUUUUUGAUUCUAAAAAAAUUGAACUUGGUGGGCUUCAUUCGUUUUCGUGCAGUAUGUAGGUCUUGGCGUUCGAUUGCCAUUACUGCCAAGAAAUCACCCCAGUUUGAUCUUCGAACUCAACUCACGUGGUUGAUGAUUCCCACCUCAUGUGUGUCGGAUGGUCUUCAUUAUGGGUUUUUCUGUCUCUUCGAAGGCAAAAAUUUUAGGUUAAAAUUGCCUGAAGUGUACCGCGCUCGGUGUUGUGGUUCUGACUAUGGAUGGUUGAUAAUGGUGGGUCAUACGAGAAGUAUUUUUCUUCUAAAUCCAUUUACUAGGGUUUCAAUUCUACUUCCGCGGCAAUCUACUCUUCCUAUUAAACGCCCGUUGGCUGUAGACAGCCGAUACUACAUACGCAAGGCUACGCUUUUCUCUGCUUCUCCUGUUGCUAAUAAUAAUUUGGAUGAUUGUUUAGUAGUAGCGAUUUAUUGUACAGACAAUCUAGCUUUCUGCAGACCAGGGAAUGAGGCAUGGACUGCCAUUGACGAUGGAAAUAAAAAAUUUGAAGACAUUAUUUUCUAUGAUGGGAAAUUGUAUGCCAUCAAUAUCAAAUAUGAUCUUAUACUUGUGGAGUUAUUUCCUUAUCCAAAAGAAACAAGCUGUAAUAUUACUCCUCCAACAGAAGAAGAGGCAGAGGAUCCUGGGCUUUUUAAUCAUCCCGGGCGAGUGAAUUAUAAGACUCCUGAUCAUCCCAAGAAGACUGUUUAUUUGGUGGAAUUUCUUGGAGAGUUGCUAUUGGUUAUUAGAUUUUUUGGAAUUUUUUCCAAAAGUGCUAUGUUCAAGAUAUUCAAGUUAGAUCAACAGGGUCGGUGCUGGAUUAGAGUAGAAGAGUUGGGUGAUCAAAUACUAUUUAUUGGCACUAGUACUGGCUUUUCUGUCUCCGCACUUGAUUACCCUCAACUCAGAGGAAACUGCAUAUAUUUUACAUAUGAAUACUCUCGACAUAGUGAAUCCAUAAUAUAUGGAUAUAGACCUCGCCAUGAUUUUGGUGUGUUUCACUUGGAAGAUAAUACCAUUGAUUUUUGUAAAUCGCGAUUUUCUCUCUCUCCUCCUAUUUGGUUCACCCCAAUUUCUUGGUAGAGAGGAGAGGGGGUUUGGGAAAGAUUGUGAAUUCUGUUCCUAUUUUGUACUUUUUUGUGUUUAUGUUAUUUGAAUUUUUAUUUUUAUUUUUUUAUCCUAUUAAUGCAAUUGAUGUGGAUUGACUUCCAAUUUUUUAUAACCUCCAUUUGGAGGUUGGUGUUGGGGAAGCUCUCUCUUCUAAGUUUUUGUUAAAUUUGUAUUUUGAUCAAAAUGCAGGAGUUACUGGGUUCAUAGUAA